Seriola dumerili (greater amberjack) is the source of this 2736-nucleotide messenger RNA. RefSeq names its product neuronal acetylcholine receptor subunit alpha-9-I-like (gene chrna9a). Bases 88 to 1746 code for a protein of 552 amino acids. Lineage: Eukaryota; Metazoa; Chordata; Actinopteri; Carangiformes; Carangidae. The record is from RefSeq and is a predicted model, not a curated record. Gene Ontology annotation, molecular function: acetylcholine-gated monoatomic cation-selective channel activity; transmembrane signaling receptor activity. Gene Ontology annotation, biological process: nervous system process; monoatomic ion transmembrane transport; chemical synaptic transmission. The transcript is spliced from 7 exons. Gene Ontology annotation, cellular component: postsynaptic membrane; neuron projection; synapse.
AUAGAGUGACGCUCUGGAUUUGGACCCAGGCUGUCUCAGCGAGUGCUUCGCUGAAUAAUUGAUCCCUCGGCUUGUGACUUGUUGAAGAUGAGGAAGGCAGCGUUGAUGGUUUGGAUCAGCCUUUUGGUGCAAGUGUCCCAUGGUGCCCAGGGUCAUUAUGCCCGCAAACUUCUGAAUGACCUGAUGGAGGACUACUCCAACGCUCUGAGACCUGUGGAGGACACAGACAGUGCCCUCAAUGUCUCGCUGCAGAUUACGCUGUCACAGAUCAAAGAUAUGGAUGAGAGGAACCAGGUUCUUACCACGUACCUGUGGAUCAGGCAGGUCUGGCAUGAUGCCUACCUGAAGUGGGAAAAAGAGGACUAUGACGACUUAGAGAUGAUCAACAUCCCCAGCGACCUGGUUUGGAAGCCGGACAUCGUCCUCUACAACAAGGCAGAUGAGGAGUCAGGUGCAUCCAGCACUAAUGUGAAGCUGCGUUAUAAUGGAGAGAUCGUCUGGGACUCUCCGGCCAUCACAAAGAGCACAUGUGUGGUGGAUGUCUCUUACUUCCCUUUUGACUGGCAGCAGUGCAACCUCACCUUUGGCUCCUGGACCUACAAUGGCAAUCAGGUGGACAUCAGUUUGGGCAUGGACAGCGGAGACCUGUCUGACUUUGUGGAGAACGUGGAGUGGGAGUGCCACGGCAUGCCUGCAGUUAGAAAUGUUAUGAUGUAUGGCUGCUGCUCUGACCCCUACACUGAAAUCACCUACACCCUGCUCCUGAAGCGCCGCUCCUCUUUCUACAUCUUCAACCUGCUCCUGCCCUGCUUCCUCAUCUCGUUUCUCGCCCCGCUGGGUUUCUAUCUGCCGGCUGACUCCGGGGAGAAGGUUUCCCUCGGGGUCACAGUGCUUCUGGCGCUCACUGUGUUCCAGUUGCUGGUGGCUGAGAGCAUGCCUCCUGCAGAAAGCAUGCCCUAUAUAGGGAAAUACUAUAUUGCCACCAUGACUAUGAUCACAGCCUCCACCUCUCUCACCAUCUUUAUCAUGAACAUUCAUUUCUGUGGUGCUGAGGCCAAGCCAGUCCCUCACUGGGCUAAGGUGCUCAUCAUCGAUUACAUGUCCAAAAUCUUCUUCGUCUACGAGGUGGGGGAGAACUGCACUACACCAGAGAGCGAGAGGACCCCACUGUACCCCGAGGAACCCUUGAGCGAUAAGGACUGCUACCAUGACGACCGUUUUCAUGACGGCAUCUACCAUCACGACAGUGACCCGUACAAGUACAGCAAUAGCCACAGCGUGCACCACAGCAACAAGCAUCACAAAAGCCAGGCGAAUGGCACCGCCAACGGCAGGAGUCAUCAUUAUAACAACCAUAACAACCACGCUUCCAGAUUGGAGAGAGGUGACGCAAAAAGAGAGCCAACCCAACGCUACCACCACAUCAGGAGGGAUGAACUGGACUACCAGGCCCCCCCCCAUCCACAAAACCUCCAGCAUCUCAAUGGUGGGCUGAAGGAACAGCUCCUCUAUUCCACAGAAAAACAUCAAGUCCCUGCCUGCCCCUGCUGCUGCCCCUGCCUCCAACAUAAACAGGUGGUGAAGAACAUCCAGUACAUCGCCAACUGCUUCCGCGAGCAGAGAGCGACGUGUGUCAAGGCAGCAGAGUGGAAGAAGGUUGCCAAGGUGAUGGAUAGGUUUUUCAUGUGGAUCUUCUUCGUCAUGGUCUUCCUCAUGAGCAUUCUCAUUAUCGCUAAGGCCUCCUGACAGCCUCCUCCUCAUCUUUUCACCUCCACUGUAACAUUCAUCCUCCAACACUGCUGGACCUCAGUGUUACUCCAGAGUCACCUCAUUUCUACUUUAAAGCGACAUCAGAUGAAUCAAAACAGUUUUGUCUACAAGGAGACAUUUGAUAUGUCAGUAUUGUGUUUUGUGUAUGUGUGUUUGUGUAGGGUUAAUUGUUGUUUUUAUCUUGCUCUGACAUAAAGAGCACAAGGUCACUGCACACACAUUGACCAUUUAACCACACACACACAACGAAAUUCAUCAAAGCCUCUCGGUUAGUUAACAUCAGGUGUGCUUGCAUGUGUCGCAGAGCAGUGGAGCGGUAAGACAAUCUAGGCCUCACCUUGAACAUGCAUGGGCUCUCCAUUAUUGAUGAGCUAACAGCCAGACAUCCAGCUAUAGGCAUUAUAUUACUUGCAUUACGUUUUAAGCAACCAGAUGAUGCUGUUUUCCAGAGUCGGUUACAACGAGAGCGCCAGCAGAGGAACCUUAAAUACUUAUGAAACAACAACCUUAUGUAUGAUCUAAAAUAGGGCAAAGGUCGGUGACACCACACAGAAUCACACACGUCCUCAUAAGGAUUGUCACUAAUAGAGAUAAAAAUGAGCUUAAUACAUUAAAGCCGGGGGAAACUGGAGAAGUGGUUUUUUAGUUUAGAUGUCAGAAAUCAGUUUACAUAAGUUGUGAAUACUUGAAUUUGAGAAGUGAAAGGAUGAAUGUUUACUUUUCUUUCAUAAGAUCCCUCACUUUUUAAUGCAACAUUUGGACCUUGCAUCCUACCUCCAGAGAAUGAAUGGUGGGUAUAUUUUACCUGUUGACAUUUUGCUUAUUGGUCCAGUAAAAAAAUCUUGAUAUCUUGUUAUCAAAACAGCUUUUACUCAUUGUCCCAGCAGUUUGCGCUGUGGUACAAACCUAAUUUGUUAUAUAUAAUGUGUGUAUACAUUUUUGCAAUGCCGUCCAUUUGUUUUGUUU